Messenger RNA from Coprinopsis cinerea okayama7#130, 2688 nucleotides. RefSeq lists its product as hypothetical. The coding region runs from base 1 to 2688 and encodes 895 amino acids. The transcript has a single exon. Gene Ontology annotation, molecular function: protein binding. NCBI's taxonomy places the organism in Eukaryota, Fungi, Basidiomycota, Agaricomycetes, Agaricales, Psathyrellaceae. The record is from RefSeq and is a predicted model, not a curated record.
AUGCCCAGAACACCAGCACCAUCCACCAGCACCCGGGACUAUUCACAACUUCUCACCACGACGACUGAAGGGCAAAAAGCAGUUCGGUGGAUGAAGGAUGGAAAGGUGGAGGCCGUCUCUGAAAUGUUGUCAGAUGCGGUUGCGAGGAACGGAGGGGAGCAACUGGUCGCCGAACUCUUCCGCGGAGCAGUAGGAUCGCGAAAAAACAAGGAAUCCAACAUCAACAUCUUCUUCCGCAUCCUUGAAACACUUCCCAACGCCAACACAGCCCCUUCGACCCCAUUCCAAGCCAUCCUCGCCAACACCAAGAAAGCCCACUUGGACUUGGUCAAGCGACUGGGCCUUCUCUGCGCCAAGAAGGGCUAUGGUGACUUUGUCUUCUCCGAGAUUGCCCCCAUCGUCCAAUCUGGGUUUUCCGCGCUGGAGUAUGCGCAAUGGCACCGCGACGUCAACAUUGCCCUCACGACGUUCAAAGGCCUCGUCAUCGACGUCGACAAGGUGUUCGAGGAGGACGUGCAGGACUACAAGGCAGUUGAGGUCGAGCAGAAAGAGCACCCCGUCGUUGGAAUCAUGGACAUGAUCGAGCAGUCGCUUCCGUCUACCCUUCCAGAACCCAUCGCAGGCGACGUGUUCGAGGAACAGAGCUCCGAAUACGUCUACCUAAACAUGGAGUCCCUCGACCACAGUACCACCAAAGUGAUCGAACAAAUGGUUAGCGACGGUCGCUACACCUACGCACACGAACUACUCCAGGAGCUGCAGUCAAUGGGUGCAGAUAUUCCCUAUUCCCUCGCCUACGCUAAACCGGCAGCAGACGCGCUGAAGGCCAUGCAGUCCCUCGACAAGUCUGCCUCCAUCGCGGAGAAGGAAGAUUCCGUUUUCACCUGGCUCCGACUGCUUCCCACCACUCAUAUGACUCAAUCCUUUCCAGCCGAGCUCGAGCAACUCGCAAAUCUCAUCUUUACUUCCCCACUCACCCACCUUCCCUUGAUUCAGAAGGCCGCAGUCCUCUUCGCCUCCAAGGGUUUCGCCAGCCAGGUCUACAAGGACGCCUGUCGCUCUGUUUUCCUCUACGGUUCUCCGGACGAAGCCGAAGAAUUCCUUCACGAUUUUGAGGAAGCGAAUGCCAAGUAUUGGGCGGAUGCGGAGCCUAAGCUUGCCGACCACCGACGCAGGAUGAUGAUGGGAUUGGCAAGAGGUGUGGCGGUGCGGUCGCUACUCGAGCGUGGAGAGUUCCACCGGAUAAUGCCCUUAUUCCUGGACCCCUUUAAAACCAACGCCUAUCUUUCCCUCGGCAUUCACGACCUUGUCAUCCGGAGAUUGAACCGCGACAGACCCGCGAUGUGGAUGGCGUACCUGGAAAUCGUGAAAGCUCGGAAAGACGAGGUCAUUAAAUAUGUGGAGGCCUUGGGCAAGCAAGUAACCGCACCAGCGCCUUCGAUUAAAUCCCGCGACCGCAACCUGAUACCCUACCCCGAUACACUACCGAUUCGGGAACUCGUUCCAUCACUGCGGACACUCAAGGCUCAGAUCAACGGCCACGCCGACCUCUACCACCCCUUAACCCUCGCAGCCUACCUCGAGAACUACCUCGCAAGCGGCCACUCCUUUGGCCUCACCCUCCUCCUUGCCAAAGCCCUCAAAUACAACAUGCCCUUCGCAUCCAACCUCCUCACUGCUGAAAUGCUGCACUACCACCGGAUGGAGUCCCCGGUUACCGUCAUCCGAACUUUUGUGGAACACUUUUACUUGGUCGGCGUGCCGGUGAAGACAGUGUUGGAGGUGGCGAGGAGUGGCGGUUCGGACGGGGGGCAGGAGCAGAUCUUGAGCUCGAGCUCGGGGAGCAGCAAACCCCCACGACGCCGGAUUCAUGAAAUCGGCCUGCACAAUUUCAAUCCUGCGACGUCGAACGUCAAGUUGUGGCCUGCGAAGGAGCACUGCGCGCUUGUUUGGCGCGCUCUAGCCUCCAUCCAGCAAAGCUCGGAAGACCUCGAAGCGUUGUACGGUAAACUCGUACAGAUCGCGCGGGAUGGGAGGGACGUGGACGCCGAAUUGGAGGAUAUGGGUAUCAAGACCCUCGCUGUCAACUGGGCUCGGAAGAAUGCCAACCCAAUUAGCAGCUGGAGUUUCACACCCUUCUUGCGGGGUCUGGGGAAGAACGGUGCGGAGGAGGCGAUAUACGACAUGGUUUCGCUGGGGCUCACGCCGGGUCUUCAUCAUCUUACCGAACUUGCUGGGACCUAUGCGCGGUUGGGCGAUUGGCGGACAGCUAUAGCCCUGAUCAAUCGGUUGGAGAGGCAUAGGCGUGCGCAGCUCUACUAUUUCCAGGGGAAGAAGUACCGGGAGGAGAAGGCGACGGAGUGGGAUGUUUCGGCGUUGGUGGAGAAGGGCCAGGAGUUUGUGUCGAGGAGGAACGAAGCGCAUGUUGUGAUACCUGAUGCUGUGUUGUACAAGACCGUUAUCGCGGGGCUUGUGGAGGCCGGCUUGUUUAGUUGGGCGGAUAAGGUGGAUUUGAUGAUGAAGAAGAAGUAUGAUGUUAGGGAGGGGGAGGAUGCGAAAUUUGAUGAACAGUAUCGUCUUUUGACGAUGUAUCGGCAGAGGAGGGCGGAGAAAUGGGCGAAAGGCAUGAAGGCGAAGGAGAAGGAGCUAGAGGCAUUUUCUGACGCGAAUGUGCAGGUUCAGGCCUAG